GUUUUAUUGUCUGACGUCACCGGCUUUGUUGACAACUCUUCCGCGCGAAAAUUAUCACGAAAUUUUCGAGAAAAUUGCGAAUUAUGGCCUCAGAAGGCACCAGCACGUCGUCGGAUAAAGAAAGAAUGGAGGCUUGCGAGUCUGCUGUGAACAUCCUUGCUCAAGGCAAGAGGAAUAUGGUGUGUGGAGAGAUACCAACAGCAGUAAACCAGUUCCAGGAGGCUUGUCGCAUUCUAUCAAAAGCCUAUGGUGAAACUGCAAAAGAAUGUGCAGAUGCAUACUUCUGUUAUGGACAAGCUUUGUUAGAUUUGGCUCGAAUGGAGAACGGAGUGCUGGGAAACGCCCUGCAAGGAGUGCCUGAAACAGAUGAUGAGUCAACUGAACAGAAAGAUGAACAGUUUGAGAAGGCGGAGAUUGAUGCCCCUGAAAGAGAGAAGCUCAGAAAGGAAGUUUAUGAUGCCAUGGGCGAAAAGGAAGCAGAAAAGAAAGAACGAGAAGUGAAGGAAGCAGAAAAGAGGCAGGAGUCUGGAGAAACAAUGGAGGUUGCCAUGGAUACAGAGUCACAAGACAAAGAAAAGUCCAAGGAUGAAGAAAAAGCUGAAAAGGUUGAAGAUAAGACUAAAGAUAAAACAGAACCCGAGGAAAAAGAUAAAAGUGAGAAAGAUGAAGGCAAAAAGAAAGAAAAACCUGAUGAAAAGAAAUCUGAUAAGAAAGAUGACAUUUCAGAUAAAGCAGAAGAUAAAACUGAGAAUAAAUCUGAAGAGAAGACAGAGGAUAAACCAAAAACAGAAGAGAAAAAAUCUGAAGAUGUUGAAAUGAAAGAGAAAAGUGAUGAAAAGAAAGAGGAGGAAGAAGGUAGUGCAGAGGAAGAGGAGGGGGAGGGAGAAGAUGGUGAGGGUACUGAAGAGGAGGGCGAGGGCACAGAAGAAGAGGGAGACGCUACAGCAGAGGAGGGAGAAGAAACAACGUCACAAGAUGGCUCACAGGAUGGGGAGAAUCCAGAUGAUGUAUCAAACUUACAGCUUGCCUGGGAAAUGUUGGAACUUGCAAAACUUAUAUAUAUCAAAGAUGAAUCAAAAGAAGCCAAACUAAGAGCAGCAGAAUCUCAUCUCAAACUUGGUGAAGUUAGCCUAGAAACAGAGCAAUAUGAAGAAGCAAUUAAAGACCUAAACAAAUGUUUGGAAUUACAGAAAGAAUUAUUGGACCCGGAUAACAGAUUACUAGCAGAAACACAUUAUCAACUUGGUUUAGCUUACUGUUUCAACAAACAGUUUAAAGAAUCAACAGACAGUUACCAGGCAGCUAUUAAAGUUAUAGAAGAAAGAGUGGCAAAUCUUGAUAAAAUCCUAGACAAGGCUACUGAUGAAGAGAAGGAGACAAAAGAUUUUGACAGUCCAAUUUACAAAGCCAAAAAAGAAGUUACAGAACUGAAAGAAAUAUUGCCAGACAUAAAAGCAAAGAUUGAAGAUGUUGAAGAUGAGAAGAAAAACAUGGAGGAUCUCAAAAAUCUAGCAAAGGAAGCAUUGGGAGGAUUGAGUUCCAGCUCCUCUGCUCCAGUCUCGGAGAGUGCGCCAGCAGCUGCUCCAAAAGAUGAUGUCAAAGCUUCUGAUAUUAGCCAUCUUAUCAAAAGAAAGAGGAAAUCUGAAGAGGCAGAAGACGAAAGUGUGAAGAAACCUAAACAAGAGGCAGGGGAUGGCGAUGCCAAAGUAAAUGGAACAUCUGAAAAGGCUGUCAAGAUUAAGAAAACGUUGAGUAAGAAACAAAAAGUGGCUGCUAUACUUCUAUUGAGUGUAUCACCUCCAGAUAAUGAGCUGUUAGAUUUAUCUUUACUUGCCCUUAUGGUACCUCCACCACCAGAUUUUGGUUUGAUAAGUGCCCACACCAGGAGGCAGAGGCAAAACCGGAAGCCAUGGAAACUAAAUCCUGAGAUAAAUCAACAUGAGACAGCUUGGUAAAAGUGGACUUGAUUUACAUUCAUGGGACUUGUGUUCAUGACUCGAAUGUGGUAUGGGACCUCGGUGCUUCUAUUCACAUGAAUAUAUUAAAUCAUGGAAGACAAUUUUUCUGGAGCCAAGAUCAGGAGUUCAUGUAAAAAGUGUAAUAUGUGAAUGUUGGUGUAAUGUUUUCGUUCUGAUGCCAAAUUCAUAUUGUUAAAGAGUGUAAAUAGAAAUGGACUGUAGUACAUGAAAUAUAGUUUGUUUCAGUCUUCUGAAAGUGUUCAUCUUUUUGUAGUAUGAUAAAUAUAUUUGUUCAGCAAA
Messenger RNA from Mercenaria mercenaria, 2258 nucleotides. Its product is annotated as nuclear autoantigenic sperm protein-like. Gene Ontology annotation, molecular function: histone binding. Gene Ontology annotation, cellular component: nucleoplasm. The transcript is spliced from 15 exons. Lineage: Eukaryota; Metazoa; Mollusca; Bivalvia; Venerida; Veneridae. Gene Ontology annotation, biological process: CENP-A containing chromatin assembly; DNA replication-dependent chromatin assembly. The record is from RefSeq and is a predicted model, not a curated record. The coding region runs from base 84 to 1955 and encodes 623 amino acids.